AUGCCAAAUGUUGGUAAAUCUACACUUUUUAAUGCACUGACUGAAUCAACAAAGGCAGAAGCAGCCAAUUUCCCAUUCUGUACUAUUGAACCAAACGUUGGUGUCUGUACAGUUCCAGAUGAAAGAUUGGAAUUACUUGCUGAAAGGGCAAAAACCAAGAAAAUUGUUCCAACUUACAUUGAAGUGAUUGAUAUUGCAGGUUUAAUUAAAGGAGCAGCUGAAGGAAAGGGAUUGGGUAACAAAUUUUUGAGUCACAUUAGAGGAGUGAACUGUAUUGCACAAAUGGUGAGAUGUUUCGAAGAUGUGAAUAUUACACACGUCGAAAAUAGUGUUGAUCCAGUGAGAGAUGUUCAAAUUAUUGAAUCAGAAUUAAUGCUCAGUGAUUUGGAUGUUGUUGAAAGAAAUAUGAAGAGAAAGGAAAUUCAAGCAUCAAAGGAUAAGAUGGAUUUAUUGAAAAAGUGUCAUGAAACAUUGAUUGAGGAAAAUUCACUUUAUACAGUUAAAUGGACAGCUGCUGAAAUAGCCAUUUUGAAACAAUUUAACUUUUUAACAACCAAGAAAAUUUUAUAUAUUUGUAAUGUGGAUGAACAGACAAUUAUUGAUGGAGGAAACACACAUACACAAGCACUUAUAGAACAUAUUAAGAAGAGAGGAAAUACUGUUGAACCAGUUAUUGUCUGUGCUCAAUUGGAAUCUGAAGUUGCUCAAUGUGAACCAGAAUCAAGAGCUGAACUUUUGAAUGAAUAUGGGUUGAAACAAACUGGUCUCGAGAGAAUUAUCACAUCAUCUUAUGAAUUGUUGGAUCUCAUUACUUAUUACACUGUUGGUGUGCAAGAAACAAGAGCUUGGACUGUUACUAAAGGAAGUACUGCUCAAGAAUCAGCAGGUGUAAUUCACAGUGAUUUUGAAAAGGGAUUCAUCAAGGCAGAAACCAUUAAUUGGAAGGAUUAUUUGGAUUGCGAUUGUGACGAUGCCAAGGCCAAGAGAAAGAAUCUGAUUAGACAGGAAGGAAAAGAAUAUAUUACUCAAGAUGGUGACGUUUAUAACUUUAAGGUUAAGGCAUAA
Messenger RNA from Naegleria gruberi, 1065 nucleotides. RefSeq lists its product as uncharacterized. The transcript is spliced from 2 exons. NCBI's taxonomy places the organism in Eukaryota, Heterolobosea, Eutetramitea, Acrasida, Naegleriidae. Gene Ontology annotation, cellular component: cytoplasm. Gene Ontology annotation, molecular function: GTP binding; ATP hydrolysis activity; ATP binding. The coding region runs from base 1 to 1065 and encodes 354 amino acids. The record is from RefSeq and is a predicted model, not a curated record.